AUGGCAGGUAAUACGGCAGUUGAUGAAAAUAAAAAAGCUGACGACACGUGUGUGGAUGCAGAAAAUAAUCGCCAAACUAAUGAAAGCAUGAAACCCAAAGACGAAGAAAUAAGUGUUGGUAAUAAAGAGGACAAUGAGGCUGUAUGUUGUAAAAAUGGAGAUGGGGAGGAGAACAAAACUACUGAAGAAAAAGAUUUACAAGAAAUAGUCUUGAUACAAGACACUGGAUUUACCAUUAAAAUAUCACCACCAAAUGUAGAAGCUUUUGAACUUCCUGUGAGUUCAAUGGAAUUGGUACAAGAGAUUUAUCAGGUAUUGAUGGAUAGAGAAGAUACAUGUCAUAGAACCUGUUUCUCUCUACAGCUAGAUGGUGUGACAUUAGAUAACUUCUCUGAAUUAAAGUCUAUCGAAUCUUUGAAAGAAGGUUCUGUUGUCAAAGUUGUAGAAGAACCAUAUUCUAUUCGGGAAGCCAGGAUACAUGUACGUCAUAUUAGAGAUUUAUUGAAGUCUUUAGACUUGGCUGAUGCUUAUAAUGGAUCAGAUUGUAUGUCUUUAUCCUUCCUUAAUACUGUAACAGCACCUGAUGUUGUAGAAAAAAAGAAAAGUAAAAGUGAAUCAAUUGAUUGUACACCUCCAGAUUAUAUUCUACCUAAUAAUAAAGAAAGACCACUCUUACCAUUACAUCCUGGUGUUAAAGAACAGAAGGCACCACAAUGUUUAAAGGUAUUAACAUAUAGUGGAUGGAACCCACCUCCUGGCAAUAGAAGAAUGCAUGGUGAUUUAUUAUAUCUGUAUUUAAUGACAUUAGAAGAUAAAAAAUUCCAUAUCACAGCAUCUACUAAAGGUUUCUUUAUCAACCAUUCUACAGAAAUAGAUUUUAAUCCACAAGCAAUACAGCCUAGUUAUCUUUCUCAUUCAUUGAUAGAUUUAAUGAAUCAGAUCAGUCCCGCCUUCAAGAAAAACUUUGCGUUGCUAUUGAAGAAGAGAUGCCAGAAACAUCCAUUUGAAAGAGUACCAGCACCAUAUCAGGUUAACUCUUGGAUGGCACCACUACCUCAACAUUCAAUAGAUUAUAUACGUGCUGAAGAUGCUUUUUCAACAAGACUAGGAUAUGAAGAACAUAUACCAGGUCAAACUAGAGACUGGAAUGAAGAAAUACAAAUGACUAGAGAAUUAUCUUGUAAAAAUCUACCAGAUAGAUUGAUUAGAGAGAGAGCUAUCUUUAAGGUACACAGUGAUUUUGUAGCUGCAGCUACAAGAGGUGCUCAAGCUGUAAUAGAUGGUAAUGUGAUGCCUAUUAAUCCUGGAGAAGAUUCCAAAAUGCAGAUGUUCAUAUGGAAUAAUAUCUUCUUUAGUUUAGGAUUUGAUGUAAAAGAUCAUUAUAAAGAUUUUGGUGGAGAUGCUGCAGCUUACGUAGCACCUGGUAAUGAUUUACAAGGUGUUAAAGCGUAUUUUGGUGCUGAUCAAGAAGGAUUAUAUACAUUGGGUACUGUAGUAGUUGAUUAUAGAGGAUAUAGAGUAACAGCCCAGUCUAUAAUACCUGGUAUAUUGGAGAGAGAACAAGAACAAUCUGUAGUCUAUGGCUCAGUUGAUUUUGGUAAAACUAUUGUUACUCAUGAUAAAUAUAAAGAUCUGCUUUCAAAAACAGCUGCACAAUUGAAAAUCCGCCCUCACAAAGUUAUCAACAAUAAAGAUGAAGAAAUAGAAUUAUUUUCUUCUAUUGAGUGUAAGGGUAUAAUUGGUAAUGAUCAACGUCACUAUAUUCUAGAUUUAUUACGAACAUUUCCUCCAGAUGCCAACUACCUUAGAGUGAAAGGUGAAGAAUUGAGUAAAGAAAUGAAAGAACAUGGUUACCCUAAAAAACAUCCACAUAAAUUAGCUUGUCUACGUCAAGAAUUAGUGGAUGCUUUUGUAGAGAACAGAUAUUUAGCCUUCGUCCGUCACGCAGCCUUCCAGUUUCAACAAUUACAGUUGACUAAACAGAAUCCUAGUAAAUUAUUAAAUAAAGAUAUCAAACCUGUAGAGAAAGAUAUCAACUCCAAUGAUAAUAAAGCAACUGAAGACAAGAUUCCAGAUGGUGUAGAGAAUGGUAUAAAAGAGAAAAUAAUUGGUAAUGAUAAUAAAGAUACACAAGAAGAAAUUGUUACUGAAGAAGCUAAAAAAAUAGUUGAAACAUUAACUGGUUCUGAUAGUGCUACUUUUGAAGAAAAUACUAAAGAUAUAGUCAAGAAAGCUGCUACUGCAGUAUGUUCAUUAUCAGAUACAGAAUUUAAUGUUACAUUUAAUCCUGAUGUAUUUCAACCUCAUGUUAAACAUAUUAAUCCUCAGGGUGAAACUUUGAAACGAGAAAAACAGAUUGUGAAAGACGCUGCCGAAUUCUUAGUGUUACAUCAAAUCCCUACAAUGGUGAAUGAUUGUUUAGAUCACAGUUCAUCACCUAUAGAUGGUACAACAUUAACUGAAGCCAUGCAUAAUAGGGGUAUUAAUGUACGCUAUCUAGGAAAAGUUACUGAAUUUUUUGCCAAAUAUCAAAGUGUAUCAUAUGUUUAUACUAUAUGUGUAGGAGAAUUAAUCUGCAGAUCUGCCAAACAUAUCUAUAAAACAUAUAUGCAGGGGGUAGAUAUGGCUAAUCUAUCUUCAGCUAUAGCACAUUUUCUAAACUGUUUACUUGGUAGUUAUAAUUCACCUACAGCACACAUAUCACCUGAAGAUAUGCAAGCCAGAAGAGCUAGACGGAAGAAGAAAUCCAUUUAUAGAGGACAUGGUAUCGCCGCUGAUAAUACUGAAUGGAUGAAUGAAACACCUAAGUCAUUAUGGAAGAAAAUUAUUGAUGAAGCUCAAGAUUAUUAUCAUUAUACUUUAGAAUGUGAUUCUAUUGUCUAUAUUUCAGUGAUAUUCGGUUAUUCUAUUGACUAUAUUUCAGUGAUAUUCAGUUAUUCUAUUGUCUAUAUUUCAGUGAUAUUCGCUGAUAAUACUGAAUGGAUGAAUGAAACACCUAAGUCAUUAUGGAAGAAAAUUAUUGAUGAAGCUCAAGAUUAUUAUCAUUAUACUUUAGAAUGUGAUUCUAUUGAUAGUUGUAUAGAGAAGUAUGAUAUACAGAGAGUAUCGUUAUUAAGAGCUUUCUGUUCUACUGUUGGUAUUCAGAUUUUAUUGAGAGAAUAUGAUUUAUCAGAAGCAACUAAACAAAUCUUUAAUGAAGACGAUAUUAUCAAUGUUUUCCCCAUUGUAAAACAUAUGAACCCAAAAGUGGCUUCAGAUGCUUAUCAUUUCUUCACCAGUGGUCAGAAUAAAAUACAACAAGGUUUAUUACGGGAAGGAUAUGAGUUGAUAACAGAAGCUUGGAAUUUAUUAAAUAAUGUCUAUAUAGCUUUACAUCCUGAAAUAUCAGCCUGUCUUCGUCUACUAGCUAGACUGAAUUAUAUAAUGGGUGAUUAUAGUGAGGCACUGUCAUAUCAACAGAAAGCUGUAAUGAUGAGUGAAAGAGUACAUGGUAUUGAUCAUCCCAUAACUGUUACUGAAUAUGCUCAUCUUGCCUUGUAUAGUUUUGCUAAUAAUCAUAUCUCUAAUGCAUUAAGAUUAAUGUAUAGAGCCAGAUAUUUAGCUUUAUUAUGUCAUGGUGAAAAUCAUCCAGAAGUUGCUUUAAUAGAUAGUAAUAUUGGGUUGAUUUUACAUGCAUUAGAAGAAUAUGAAUUAUCAUUGAGGUUCUUAGAGAAUGCCUUAAAACUUAACCUAAGAUAUUAUGGUGUUAAAAGUUUAAAGGCUGCUAUGAGUUAUCAUCUAUUAGCUAGAACCUAUUCUUGUCAGGGCAAUUUCCGUGCUGCUCUCCAGAGUGAAAAGGAAGCUUUCUCUAUUUAUAAACAAUCUCUUGGUGAUGAUCAUGAGAGAACUAAAGAAAGUUCUGAAUGUUUAAAACAUUUAACACAACAAGCUGUAGUCUUCCAGAAAAAAAUCAAUGAAUAUUGUCAGGGAGAAAAAAAUAUGACAUUCCCUCCUAUACAGAUUCAGACGCCAUCCCUAUCUAGUGUAUUAGAUACGUUAAAUGUUAUAAAUGGUAUUGUCUUUGUACAACUCAGUGAUUUAGAGAGGCUGAAGAGAGAAAUGAACAAACAAAAAGCAAAGACAACAGAUAAAACGGAGAGUCCAACAGAAGGAAAUCAAAAUGGUGCUUCUGAAAGCAAUACUAGUAGUGAUAGUGAAAAUAAUGGAGAACAGUUAAAAACCUCGAAAGAAGCCUCACCAGUCACAGGGGACAGUCCAGCAGUUAAUGGGGACCUUAAACCAAAUACACAGGUGCUACUCACUAAUGGCUCACAAUAA
This is a messenger RNA of Lottia gigantea (owl limpet), 4317 nucleotides long. RefSeq lists its product as hypothetical. The transcript has 37 exons. NCBI's taxonomy places the organism in Eukaryota, Metazoa, Mollusca, Gastropoda, Lottiidae. The coding region runs from base 1 to 4317 and encodes 1438 amino acids. Gene Ontology annotation, molecular function: protein binding; mRNA binding. The record is from RefSeq and is a predicted model, not a curated record. Gene Ontology annotation, biological process: intracellular distribution of mitochondria. Gene Ontology annotation, cellular component: cytoplasm.